GAGCGAGCGGAGCUGCAUGCUUCAUGAAUGAGUCCCCCUCCACUGCACCGCAGGUCGGACCCCUCAUCUGCGAGCACCCUGAUGCCCGUAUGGGUGCGCAGACUGGCGGGGAACAGUAGAGGAGCCCGCCGCUGAUGAGCCCCGGACGGUAAAGACUUCCUGAUCAGGACUACAUGAGCGAUUCAUCUAAUCAGGAACAACGCGACAGGAGAAGGCACGAUGCUUGAUGGACUCAGGCGGAGGCAUGCCUCCCGGCCCUCCCCCCGACCCCUCUCUCUCAACUUCAGCACCUUCUCCGCCCCUCCCCCGAGCCCGGACAUGGAGAGCAGCAGUGAACAUCCAAUCAGGAGGACUCUGCACCGGCUGAAGCUGAUGAGCUCCCCCAGUCUCAGCGAGCUGGGGAAGAGCGAGAAAAGUUCGCCGGAGGAUAGAGGGGAGAAGCAGAAGAGGGCAGGAGCCAAUGCCACCUGGAACAGCAUCCACAACGCCGUCAUCGCAGUCUUCCAGAAGAAAGGCUUGGCAGAUAACGAGCUCUACGUCCUCAAUGAAGGUGUCCGGCAUUUGUUGAAGACUGAGCUGGGGUCUUUCUUCACGGAAUACCUUCAGAACCAGUUGCUGACAAAAGGCAUGGUCAUCCUUCGGGACAAAAUAAGGUUCUACGAAGGUCAGAAGUUACUUGACUCUCUGGCAGAAACCUGGGACUUCUUCUUCUGUGAUGUUCUCUCGAUGUUGCAGGCCAUCUUCCACCCGGUUCAGGGUAAGGAACCGUCCGUCCGACAACUAGCUCUGCUUCACUUUAGGAACACCAUAGUCCUGAGCGUCAAGUUAGAGGAUGCCCUGUCUCGGCCUCGGGCUCGGGUGCCCCCUUCUGUCACACAGAUGCUGCUUAUUCUACAGGGGGUCCAUGAGUCACGGGGUGUGAAUGAGGACUACCUGAGGCUCGAGUCUCUUGUUCAGAAGGUGGUCUUGCCCUACUUGGGCACCCAUGGCCUGUACUCUGGAGAUGGCGCAGAGGCUCAAUGCUGUGUUCUGGAGAAGCGUUUACAUUGGGGCUGUUCCAAGUCUGCAGAUCAGCUGUCUAAAAACCCAGUGGUACGAUCGAAAAGCUACAAUAUCCCUCUGCUGCUGACCCCCGUGGCUGAGUAUGACCCAGAUGCCAGCUCCAUUGGCAGUGGAGGAAUUAGGCGCCACUCGGCCUGUGAGAUUAUAUCAUGCCUGGAGGAACAAGGACUGGCCUACGCUGACCUGGCCUCGGGAUCUGAACUGUCUGGCCCCUCCUCCAACAGGCUGUGUGUGGCCUCUCAAUUCAAAGGUAUCGUACAAGCAGGAGCCAGCGCUCUGGACUUGCCUCUUACGUCUGCCUCCAUCCUUCCCCUUCACUCCUCAGGAGCCCUCCAUGGCACUGAGGCCACAACAACAAUGACUGAUCUCAGUAAGGCUGCAUCCUCCACGCCACCCAGUGAAUCAUCCAGCCCUGAAACCAUAAUUGGACAAGUGCUAGAGUCUGCAGACUCAGACUCCGAUGGGAUAUUUAUUGAUUUCCCCCCCCACUCCUCAGAGGCUAUGGGGUACAGCCGCGAGAGCAGGCAGAGCACUGUGUAGCUGUGGUUGCCUUUAGGAACGCACCCCCUCACGUGUGUAUGGUAAUAAUCUGGGACAAAGUCAAAAAUAAUUCUUAAAACUACAUUUCAUUUAAUGGGUACCAUUUCUUUUCUGUUGUACGCGGAGGUCAUUCCUGCUGCUUUCACUGGUGGAUGCAAACCUCGUAACUCUAAAAAUGUAAUUUUCUAAAAGCUAAGAAAAACACUCUUGCCUAAUUUCAUUGUUAUUAAAAUGCUGGAGAUGUUUUAAUGUGUUUUCAACUUUGACGACAGUGUAGUUGUAACUUUAUCAAAUGAGCUUUGAAAGGUUUUUAUAACCUCAGAUCAUUUUCUUAAAGGAUAACUCUCUUUUUCUUAUGGUCAACAAAUCCCAUGAAAUGACCAAAACUUUUGCCUCUUAAAAACAUCUCAAUGAACCACACUGUUGCACUGGUGUCAUGUGGAUUAACACAGUCACUGUAGUUUGAUCCCUCAUAUAUGCUCCUGGUAAAUUAGAGCCCAACCAAUAGUAGCCUAUGCUAGGUAUAUCAGUAUUGGUGUACAUGUUCAAUUUUUUUAAUUUCUUUAAGUUAUACAGGCAGCAUUUUAUGUUCAUUUAAUCUUCACUCAAUAAUUUAAUUUAAUUUUUCCUAAUUCAAGUCCAAAAGACUACUUGACCACUGGGAAAAUGGUCUCAGACUUUUGGGCCUGACUGUGUGUGUAUAAAAAAUAUUGGCCAAUAUAUCAACUUUUGUUUUUACUCCCUAAUAUCCACAUUGGUGUUGGCCCCAAAAAUCCAAUAUCAGUCGCGCUCUACUGUUAAUACUCACCAGAACACAAACAAGUGUGAAACCACAGUUGAAGAUAAUCCCUAAUAAAUACAAUAAUUACUUUUGUUUGAAGAAUGUUUGCAAUGUACA
Molecule: messenger RNA, 2500 nt
Organism: Scomber japonicus (chub mackerel)
Lineage: Eukaryota; Metazoa; Chordata; Actinopteri; Scombriformes; Scombridae
Gene: prr5a
Product: proline rich 5a (renal)
Exons: 11
Coding region: 220-1602 (460 amino acids)
Biological process (GO): TORC2 signaling
Cellular component (GO): TORC2 complex
Source: RefSeq, a predicted model, not a curated record